Messenger RNA from Macadamia integrifolia, 2697 nucleotides. RefSeq names its product G-type lectin S-receptor-like serine/threonine-protein kinase LECRK1. The transcript has a single exon. NCBI's taxonomy places the organism in Eukaryota, Viridiplantae, Streptophyta, Magnoliopsida, Proteales, Proteaceae. The record is from RefSeq and is a predicted model, not a curated record. Bases 167 to 2527 code for a protein of 786 amino acids. Gene Ontology annotation, biological process: protein phosphorylation. Gene Ontology annotation, molecular function: ATP binding; protein serine/threonine kinase activity.
CAUUGUUGAUCAACUCUUUAUGUUAGCCAGGAGGUCUUCCCCUCUGCCUGCUUCCUCAGAUAACCCUCUCCCUUUAAAUUAUUGUGCAAAAAUCCCAAACAUUCUCUGCAAAUCUUGCUUGUAAAAACUUUGAGGUCUCUUGGGCCUUUGCCAUAUAGCUUUGGCCAUGGCUUUUAAUGCUGCUUUCCUUCAUAUUUUGUUCCUCUUUUUCCUUCUUUUUCCUCUCUUGGCUGUCUCUCAAACUAAUGUGACCUUAGGUAUGCAUCUCAUAGCCGGCGAUGGAGGUUCAUGGACUUCACCUUCCGGUGACUUCGCCUUCGGGUUUAGCCCCCUUGGAGAUUUCUUCUUGCUCUGCAUCUGGUUCGAUCAAAUACAAGACAAAACUGUCGUUUGGUACGCGAAUGAUGGAAACCCAGUGCCAAAAAAAUCCAAAAUUGAGCUUACAACGGAUGGCCAACUCAUGCUUACCAACCCCAAUGGUGAGGUAUUAUGGAAGCCUACAAUCAAUUCCGGCGAUGUCGCUAAUGCUGCCAUGCUCAACAGUGGCAAUUUCGUGCUUGAAAGUAAGGAUUUUGUUCACAUUUGGGAGAGCUUCAGCCAACCUAGAGACACCAUAUUGCCUGGACAGAUACUGCAAGUGGGUGGCAAUCUUUCUUCUCGGCUAUCGAAUACUAAUUACUCACGGGGAAGGUUUCAGCUCCAACUGCUCCAAGAUGGAUCGCUUGUGCUCAAUCCUGUCUCCUUGCCGGCUUACUUUCCUUACUCUCCCUACGACACUAUUGGGGUCGCUAAUUCCCCUGACAACCGUUCGAGGUUGGUCUUCGAUGAUACAGGUCGUCUUUAUUUAGAGAGCAGCAAUGGAAGCGUUGUGAAUCUCUCACCAAUCUACAUAUACCCAAGUGCUGAUUUCUAUCAUAGGGCUACCCUUGAUGUUCAUGGCGCAUUUUAUCUGUACUAUCAUCCAAGGCCUUCUCGUGGCGGUAUUGAAGACUGGUCCAGUGUUAAAUCAUUUCCUGAUGAUGUCUGUGACAUUAUUGGGGACCUAGGCAGUGGCGCUUGUGGGUAUAACAGCUACUGCGGAGUUGCUAAUGGGAUGCCCAUCUGUGAAUGCCCACCUGAAUAUACCCAAAAUGAUCCAAACAACAUUCUCAGUGGCUGCAAACCAAAAUUCUCACUUGUAUGUCAAGGAGAUGAUGAAUCUGGUUCCCCUGAGGAUCAUUUUGAGUUCAAAGAGCUGACUGGCACGGAUUGGCCAUUUUCUGAUUACGAGAAGUUUGAUCCCAUUAGUGAAGAGGACUGCAAGAAUUCUUGCUUAAGGGACUGUUACUGUGCUGUUGUUAUUUAUAGAAACGUGACAUGCUGGAAGAAGAAGCUUCCACUCUCCAAUGGGAGGAUGAAAGCGAGCGACACUGGGAAGGCUCUGUUCAAAAUAAGGCGUGCAAGUUUGUCAAGGACAAAGAAGAAGGAUCAAACAAUAGCUAUCCUGGUUGGAUCAUUGGGUGGUUCAGUAUUUAUUAAUUUCGUAUUGCUAGCUGCAAUUUGUCUGACUGCUUUCUUUGUGUAUCAAAAAAGACCGAAAAGUAAUGAACAAGGUUCAAUCAUUUCGGAGACUAAUCUACGAUCCUUUACAUACAAAGAACUCGAAGAAGCAACAAAUGGGUUCAAGGAAGAAUUGGGAAAGGGAGCUUUUGGCAUUGUUUACAAAGGUCUGUACCCUUUAGGCUCUAAAAAUCUGGUUGCAGUGAAGAGGCUACACAAGGUGGUUCAAGAAGCUGAGAAGGAAUUCAAAACAGAGGUAAUUGUGAUCGGCCAGACACAUCACAAGAAUUUAGUUCGAUUAUUUGGAUUUUGUGAGGAAGGGUCACAUAGGCUUUUGGUAUACGAGUUCAUGAGCAAUGGCUCUUUGGCAAGCUUUCUCUUUGGACUCUCAAGGCCUCAUUGGGACCAAAGAACUCAGAUUGCAAUCGGGAUCGGAAGAGGGCUUGCAUAUUUACACGAAGAAUGCAGCACCCAGAUCAUCCAUUGUGAUAUAAAGCCUCAGAACAUACUUCUAGACGAUUUUUUCAGGCCAAGGAUUUCUGAUUUUGGAUUGGCAAAGCUGUUGAUGCCUGAUCAGGUCUUAACUCGUACAUGCGUUCGAGGGACUAGAGGGUAUGUGGCACCAGAGUGGUUCCGAAGUAUGCCGAUCACAGCAAAGGUGGAUGUUUAUAGCUUUGGUGUGAUGUUGUUGGAAAUUAUCACUUGUAGGAGGAGUGUUGAGACAUCAUGGAGUGGAGAAGAGAAAGCUAUAUUAACUGACUGGGCUUAUGAUUGCUACAGAGAAGGUGCACUUGAAGAGUUGGUGGAGAGGGAUGAGGAGACCAUGAGGGAUGAGAAGAGGUUACUGACUUUUGUGAUGGUGGCAAUUUGGUGUAUUCAAGAGGAUCCAUCGCUGAGGCCAACAAUGAAAAAUGUGUCACAGAUGCUUGAAGGAGCUGCCGAUGUUCCCUAUCCACCAUGCCCUUUUCCCUUCAGCUCAGUUUGUUGAUCAAUAUCUCUUGUGUAUUCGUGUGCUUUGGUGUUUUGUAUCCUAAUCUCUUAUUAAGUACCAUUAUAAUACUUAUGGAGAUCUAAAUUUAAGUCCUUUAUUGUUUCCGAAACGAAAAACUGUGUUUUAUAUCAGUAACUAGACAAUAUCAAAGGCAUUAUUAGAAGGUA